This is a messenger RNA of Talaromyces proteolyticus, 756 nucleotides long. RefSeq lists its product as uncharacterized. Lineage: Eukaryota; Fungi; Ascomycota; Eurotiomycetes; Eurotiales; Trichocomaceae. The record is from RefSeq and is a predicted model, not a curated record. The coding region runs from base 1 to 756 and encodes 251 amino acids. The transcript is spliced from 3 exons.
AUGUGCGGCGCAAAACGAUGUCCUAAACAGCAUCCUCCUUCGCUUCAAAUCGACAGCGCCACCAAAAACCAAAUUCAUCCCAUCGAGACAGAUAAAGCCCGCACCGCGAAAGACUACUCCUGCAACCGGCCCAACUCAAGCUGGCCAACCGUGGAGGCCGACGCUUCGACCAGUACAGUCACACCGGAGAAACUCCUGAUUUACCAUGGAGGAACGGGGAGGGGUGUGUUUCUGGGCAUGUUGCGAGGUGCAACGAUAUUCGUGUGCGGUGUCUCGACUCUGAUCAUCGCCCCGGCGUUUUUCGCCGAUGAGUUUCCUGCAUAUCUCGCGCCAUUGAUUGUCAUUGGUGGCGCCCUCCCCCUAGCCUUCGUCGCGUAUACAACAGCGCCAUUCGUGAAUCACAUCUAUCUCCAUCUGCCCGCCUUCGCGAGAAAGUCGCGGGAGACUGCUCUUGAUUACGCUCGAAACCUGCCCUCAACUGCAAUGGUUUCAAUCCGCACCAUGAAAAUCACUCUCAUUCCGCGGGUGACAGAGGUACACGUCUCGAAUCUCGUCCCUGACAAGGCCCUGCUUCGACCGGUCUCGUUCCGCAACCGAGACCCAGUGUCUGUGCCGUGGUGGCGAGGCGGCACAUUGAAACAGUUCUACGCGAUGGAAAAGAGCAGAGAUACUCGCAGCACAUCGAAGUUUUAUCCUGAAUUAUGGGAGCAUGUGCACAAACAAAUAUAUAGCCAGAGGCCAGGGCCGCAACAGUGA